CAAUCCAUCGACUCCUCCGGCCACUAUGCAUAGCGCGAACCUACGUAGGGAGGGCGUAGUUGCUGUAGGUACAGGCGAGCAGUCGCUUAGUCAGUAAAAGAACAUGCUUCCUGAAGACGCCCUACGGCUGAAGCUAUUCCUUUCAAAGGAGUAGCUAGAGCCGCCUGGGAACACCCGCUUGCACCCAGGUGGUUUGCUUUGUACUCUGUUCAACAAUUAGAAUGCUGCUGUCUUCACUUCAAGGUUAUGCAAAGGCUCACCCUGAGUCUGACAAAACAAACGAUGAAUUAGAACAAGACGUCCUUAUCCACGUCACGAGUAUCCUGGAGCAAUAUGAGUUGGACAAACGAAGAGGUUCCUCUAUACCCACCUUCUAUAAACCGAAAGCAAAGCCGCAAUCCCUCGCCACGCUUGUGCGACGAGAGGCUAAGCACCGAAAGGAGCAGAGCACGCUGCUGCUAUCGGAGGAGGAUCUGGGUCAGAUUUGGUUCAUGAUGAAGGAACACGGCUGCGGAAACGCGGAGGAGGGCGAGGAGGUGCGAAUCAACUACGAUGGAUUCUCGCAGGUCCUGACGCAGUGUCGUGAGUGUUUCGGUCCCCAGAUCGAGCCCUACUUCAAGGCGCACGUGUUCCUCAAGUUCGAGCGAGACACCAACGGCUGUAUCUCCGCCAACCAGUUCUGCAACUACCUCAACCUGCGAACCACCAUGCACCAAAACCGUUUGGAGCUGGCUGCCUUCGACCCCGACAACACGGGCAGCCUCAGCACGGAGCAGCUGGAGGCGUUCGUCAAGUCGCUGGUGCCGCACACGCCCGCACUCGAAAGCAUGCAGCCCAGCUUCCUGGAGCACUACGGGCGCAUCGCGGUGCGCAAGCUGCUGUUCUUCCACGGCAAGAACGGCUGCGUGCGCAUCAAGGACCUGGUCAACAGCAUCGUGCUGCAGGAGCUUAACGAGUUGAAGCACAGCCAGCUGCAAGAGCACCAGCUCAUCUCCAACUGGUUCUCAGUCCAGUCAACCCAGCGCGUGUACAAGACCUUCCUGGCGCUGGAUGAGGACAUGAACAACCUGCUCAGCCGACUGGAGUUCAGCGCCAUCAGCAACGGCACCAUGAGCCAGCUCUUCAUCGGCCGCAUCUUUGAGGAGCAUGUGAUGCGAAGCCGGGUGAUGCAGGGGCGCAACGUGCACAGGGACGAGAUGGACCUGCUUGCCUUCACCGACUUCGUGCUUGCAUGGGACCACCGCUCCAACCCCGCGGCCAUCAAGUACUUCUUCGAUAUCUUCGACCUCAAGAAACAGGGCUACAUCUCGCCCGCCGAGCUGUACACGUUCUUCAAGGAGAUCCACCACAUGUGGGUCCACGUGAUGCACGAGUACGCCGACCUGUCCAUAUACGACGUGGUGGACGAGAUCCUGGACAUGAUCAAACCCAAGGUGACCGCCCGCAUCACGGCGGAGGACCUGGCUGCCAGCGGCAUGAGCGGCAUCUUCUUCUCCAUGCUGUCGGACGUGAAGCAGUUCUACGACUACAACUACCGAGAGAACUUCAUGCACCAGGACGAGGACUCGGGGUCGUGAGGG
Molecule: messenger RNA, 1580 nt
Organism: Astrephomene gubernaculifera
Lineage: Eukaryota; Viridiplantae; Chlorophyta; Chlorophyceae; Chlamydomonadales; Astrephomenaceae
Source: the annotation of a GenBank genome assembly